AUGAUUGUUGGUGGUGGGAAAGGCAGAGGAAAUGGUAGAGACACAGAUGACUGGGGUAAUCGUAGUGAUGAUAAUAGUGAUGGUGCUGGUGGCAGUGUGUGGGUCUCAGAGGAUAUAGUUAUGAAGUGUUUCGAGCGUCAGGUACCGGGGUACCCGAGGUACACCUACUCAGGUGACCCGGCGCUUGGAGAGCAUCACCUGGUCAUCAGCGGAAUCACUAUUACUGAGGACGGAGAGUAUCAGUGCCAGGUGGGACCCACCCAGACUAACCCACCCAUCUGGGCUGCUGCCAACGUUACUGUGUUGGUGGCUCCAACUGGCAUCACCAUUCUUGGGUGGGAGGACGGGGCGGUGGUGGAGAUGGUAGCUGGUGCUUCUCUGGUGCUCGAGUGCCUGGUGACCGAUGCUCGACCUGCAGCCAUCAUCAUGUGGCACAAGGAUGGUCUUCUUCUGGACCAAGGACUGGUGGAGGAGAGAGUGGAGGCGUCGUCACAGCCUCGACGCUGGAGCGUCAGGAGUCGCUUAUCUGUGACGGCAGCGCCUGAAGACGACGGUAAACUGUACACCUGUGAGGCUGACCACCCCGCUCUUAGGAGGAGCUCCGACCCCCUGUUGGCGUCUAUCACUCUCUCGGUCCUUCGUGAGUACUGCUACCUCCUGGCUUCCAUUACUCUCUUCGUCCUCCGUGAGUACCUCUACCUCCUGGCUUCCAUCAUUCUCUCCGUCCUCCUUGAGUACCACUACCUCCUGGCUUCCAUCACUAUCUCUGUCCUCCAUGAGUACGUCUACCUCUUGGCCUCCAUCACUCUCCGUUCUCCGUGAGUACCUCUGCCUCAUUUAAGGGAGAACCGUGACCUUAUACUGACCUCUGUCACGUUUUCCUCCUUGAAUACCUGUACUUUACUCUCAAGAGAGAUUUAAAAGAUCAUCUUGACCCCCAUCGCUGUUCUUCAUGAGUACAUCAGUACCUCCAGCUCAUUCUUAAGGGAAGCUCUGGCCUCCUUACUGGCCUCAAUUACCAUCUCUGUUCUCCGUUACACCUUCCUCACUUUCACAGGUCUAACCCGCUCCUUCAUCGGUCAGUACCUCUCAUACUCUUUUACUGAUAAUUCAGAUAUCAAUUUAUCUCUUGCUUCGUCUCCUGUACCUCUUACCUUCCUGACGUAUGUAAGUGGUCACGCUGGCGCCAUUCGUCAGGAAGAGGAAACAGUGGCUUACUCCUUGGAAGGAGGAUCGAGCCUACACGGUUAUUUUCCUUCUUUAUGUCUCUAUGAAUGAAAUAAUAAUAUUGUGAGACCCUCUUUGUGAGCCCAGCUAACCUUCACUCUGCUUAAAAGAGAUCCGUCCUCAAGAUUGUCUCCACUCGUCUAAUAUUAUCCCUAAUUUUUAAAGGGGUGGGCGGGUAAGCCAGUGGAAGGCCUUGAUCAGAUACCUGAAAGCUACAGCUGCGGGUCAUCAUAUGAAUAAGAUCCGCGUCAAGAAAUACUUGUCCUGUUUCCUGACAAAUCAUACCUACUUUACGUAACCAAUCCUAAUCCAACUUAAGAUUCUCUCUUACCCUCUCUUUAUCUUCUCGGAGUACUUUUACUCCUGUAGAAGGUGAGAUUUUUCU
Molecule: messenger RNA, 1612 nt
Organism: Cherax quadricarinatus
Lineage: Eukaryota; Metazoa; Arthropoda; Malacostraca; Decapoda; Parastacidae
Product: nephrin
Biological process (GO): cell-cell adhesion
Cellular component (GO): plasma membrane; cell-cell junction
Molecular function (GO): cell adhesion molecule binding
Source: RefSeq, a predicted model, not a curated record